Priapulus caudatus is the source of this 1945-nucleotide messenger RNA. Its product is annotated as probable low-specificity L-threonine aldolase 2. The record is from RefSeq and is a predicted model, not a curated record. Gene Ontology annotation, cellular component: cytosol. The coding region runs from base 197 to 1420 and encodes 407 amino acids. The transcript is spliced from 10 exons. Gene Ontology annotation, molecular function: L-allo-threonine aldolase activity. Lineage: Eukaryota; Metazoa; Priapulida; Priapulimorpha; Priapulimorphida; Priapulidae. Gene Ontology annotation, biological process: L-threonine catabolic process; glycine biosynthetic process.
GGCACACGCUAGGCAUGUUUAAUACGACGGCGCUUGCAUCGGCAUGUCGUGCUUUCACCUUAUCAACACUGCCACCUCGCUUAUGAUUUUAACCAGGGAAAACACUGAGUAUAUUGUACCGUGAACUAAGUUUCUACUUCCGUUGAACUGGUCAGAGCUAUAAACAUUGUUUGAGCUCAUCACAGCAGUCACAGCAAUGGCUAGCAGAUUCCUUCUCGCCAAUGUUUUGCAUCGCCGAGGCAACAAGAUUUCGAACUGGACGCUUGGUGCAUGUUGCUACCACAUGGAUGUAGGAUCUGCUGAGCUAGGUUCGGAUGCUCGCGUUAUAGACAUGAGGAGCGAUGUGUUAACGAAGCCAAACAAGAGAAUGAGACAGGCAAUGGCGGAUGCGGUUGUCGGUGAUGAUGUUUUCCGCGAAGACCCUAUGAUACACGAGAUUCAAGCAAAGGUGGCAAACAUGUUUGGCAUGGAGGCGGCAUUAUUUGUGCCAAGUGGUACAAUGGGCAAUCUCGUCGCCAUGAUGGCCCACUGUAGCAACCGAGGUGAUGAAGUCAUUUUGGGAGAUAAGUCGCACCUCUUUCUAUUUGAACAAGGAGGAAUCGCUCAGGUGGCAGGUGUGCAUCCAAUGCCAGUCAUAAAUCGGAACGACGGAACAUUCAGCAUCAAGGAGUUAAAAUCGAAGAUUCGACCCACAGAUGACCCCCACCAGACGCUGACCCGAGUCGUCUCAAUAGAGAAUACGCAUAAUUUUUGUGGCGGUCGUGUUCUACCGUUAUCUUUCAUUGAGGAGGUGGCAGAAGUUUCACACGAACAUGGCCUUAUAGUACACAUGGACGGAGCCCGUUUGAUGAAUGCUGCCUAUGCCCUGGAUCGGCCGCCUUUGGAUUUAGUCAAAAAAUGCGACUCUGUCAGCAUGUGUCUAUCCAAGGGUCUUGGAGCUCCAGUCGGAUCAAUGCUGGCCGGAACUACGGAGUUUAUUGAAAAGACGAUUAGAUGUAGAAAGGUGCUAGGAGGUGGCAUGCGACAGCCUGGUAUCCUUGCUGCUGCUGGCUUAGUGGCCCUCAGUGAGGCAGACAUGCGCAUGGCUCACGACCAUGAAAUCGCCAGCAAGUUUGCUAAAGGUAUUGCAAAGAUUGGUGGGUCAGUGAUAGAGGUGGAUGUACCAGCUGUGGAGUCCAACAUUAUCAUGCUGCACGUUGUGAAAGAGGGCCUUACAUCUGAGAUGUUCUGCCAGCGACUCAGAGAGGUGACAGAAGAGGAGAGCAGGAAGUUUAAGGACAAUCUAACAAAGGUCGUUGCGGGACCAUGGAGCACUACAUGCGUGCGUGGUGUCACACACUUUGACCUGAGUCACGAUGACAUCGAUAGAGCACUCCGCAAGUUCGAGUAUGUUAUCAAGGAAUUCUCAGAUUCCCUGUAGUUGUGCGAUUGCUGUUCAAGUAAUUAUGCUACCUGUAUAUUACGUCUAUAUCGCCGAGUGUGAAGUGAUAGGCAUUCGAGAUUCAUAGGUAUGAAGUGCAAUGGGCCUGAAUAUGCUGGCAUUAUUGCGUCUAGUUUUCUCAUGAAUUUCUACAGCCGUGAGGCACACACUUGGAUUUUCACCACAUAGGCAUGCGACUCUGUGAUUAUUAAACCACUAAUGCUUAAGCAACCAUCAUUGAAGUCAGUAAUCGGAUAUGUACAUCCACAGAAGUAUACUGUGCAUUUGAUGCUUUUAGUGUAGGCUUUAGCAUUGCAUGCCGGCGUGCUGUGCAUAUCCACACCUGACUACUUCUCAACAAUGAUGAGCAUUAUUUCAUUCAGAUAGGUCUAAUCAUCUGAACCAUUGUUUGUCGCAAGCGGUUUCAUGUGCAGUAUCAUAACUAACCUUGUGUGAACUUUUCAAACACCACCUCUUGCUUGUUGUGAAGUAAAUCAUAUAUUAUAGAGAUUAAUAUAAUUUGAU